This is a messenger RNA of Exophiala dermatitidis NIH/UT8656, 2435 nucleotides long. RefSeq lists its product as uncharacterized. The transcript has a single exon. Bases 605 to 1198 code for a protein of 197 amino acids. The record is from RefSeq and is a predicted model, not a curated record. NCBI's taxonomy places the organism in Eukaryota, Fungi, Ascomycota, Eurotiomycetes, Chaetothyriales, Herpotrichiellaceae.
UGUUAAGUAGUGCUUUUGGAUCGUGCGUUGGCGCCUACAAGUAUUUACCACACAGCUCACUCUCAGAGCAUGAUGCUGGUGUAAAGGGGAUCUCAUUCAUUAUUGGCAUUUUCCGGCGCAGAAACCCUUCUGCGGCCACCCAAAUGCCGUUUCUUUCACUAGACUACAGACACCUUUUGAUACAAGAAUUCGUGAAGAUUGCCACCAUGUCGUAACUCGUUAAAGGGGCUGCGCGGGUCAAAACAAUCUUUUCCCCGUGCCCAUCCCAGCAAUUUGUGUGUUUGUUCAUGUUUUCGCGAUCCCGUCCAGAUCCACGCUCUUCAAGCCCAAACCAACAGCUCCAUCACUACUCUUGAUCGAGGCCGAAGUAAACGACGCUGCACUACUCGUGCCGGUACGAGGAGAGGGAAGCGGGGGAGUGGGAAACGCCGACAAGUCCAACGGAUAUUGCUUCCUGGGUGUCGUCGAUGUCGGUGCCGAUGCCAACGGUAAAGGUGCAGGUGCCUCGGCUCUCGUCGAACUCUUUCCAAAACCCUUGAGCGCCUGCCCAAUACUUUCACUUCGUCUGCGCAAGACGGAGAAUGAUGAUUUUUUUCGCGGACCCAUGUGCGGAAUGGCCGUGAGAGGAUCAGGAGGGCUGUCAUCGGCAGGGGGGGUGGGUAGCGCCGUCAUGUUGACCUGGCUCGCAGUGCUCGACGUGCUCGUGGUGGUCGUGGAUCGUUGCAGGUGGGCCAGAUUGUUGGCGAUAGUGGAUGCCAUGGGGUCGUCUCCUUCAAGGAUCUGGUCCGCCGCUGGCUGGCAUGCAGUCGAGGGACGACUGAUGUUCACGGAAGAACGGGAAGAUGAGCGACUUCCAGUCAGUGUCGUUGGCGUUUUGAUCAGGGUUUUGAUGCUGCUCAUUCGCGCGUGGCUCAGUGCAAUGGAGAGCCGUGGCAAACUGGACUUGCGGUCGCCCUUGGACCUCGAACUUCUGCUAGGCAGAGGCAGAACCAGAGAUUCCUGGCUUGCAUUGGCACUUGCAUUGGCAAUGACCUCGCACGCACUGGCAGGCAAAUCGGGCACCUCCAAAAGUGUGGCUUCCGCAGCAGGAAACCCCGAGUGGCUGCUACUGAUCGAUCGACGUUUGGCCGGUCGUUCAGGUUGUUGUGAAGUUGAUUGUGAUAGCGGACUUGGAAGCGGCGAUGUUAUCCUCUUGUGAUGUUGGGACGUACAGGCUAUAGAUAUAAGGGAAGGUCGGGAUUUGGGAAGAGAAAAAGCCACGGGGGUGGCAACCUCGACCGGCGAGAGCGUCUCCUCGGUUUCGGAGUCGGAACUGAGGAGUUCUGAUAUGGGCGAGUCCAGGAAAACCGAAUACCGAUCGUAUCUGAAAUCUGACAAGGUCGCCAGUGACGCCUGUAGCACUGGUGCCGGCGACGGCGGAGGGAUGGUCACAAAACUGUAGUUCGGCGCCGUUGGAACCCGAUCGUCGCCCCCUUCUAACAUCUCUGUCGGCUUCACAUUUGCACCGUAAGCAGAGCAUUGGCCAAAAGCGGCUCGAUUCAAGAAUGUGUCGUCGGGCGUCGACACGCUGCACUCCGAAGGCGUUUCGAUAGAAGACCUCCGUUCACAUUGUCUCGUGCCAGAAUCCAUCUCGUCUCGAGAACUGGCGCCGAAGUCGUCCAACUCCUCUUCCACCGGAUCAUAUAUCAUCAUCAUUCUCUUACGUUCUCGCAUUUUCUCUCUUUCCAAAGCAUUCUGCUGCUGUCGUUCUUGAAACUUCCGUCUCCGAACAGAUGCAGAGCUCAAUUCUCGAGAUUUCAACACUUGAUCCAUGGCGCCGGGGCCAGAGAAGGUGGGAGUUGAUUUAUGGAGGUCGGAGGAAAAUGUGGACAUGGCGGAAGAAGAGGCCAUGUGCUGCCGCAUUAGCAGGAACUCUGAAGUGAGCCAAGAGGCUUCUUUAGGAGGGGCGCUGGAGGCAGCUGUCAUCUGGAACUCUGACGGUAGCAGUGACCGUCAGAUGGGACAAAGGCUGCAAGAGAGUCCAAGAACAACAGGGGACAGGCCAGUCAAAGCAACCAGGAUACAGGUCAGUGACGAUCCAGUCUAUGGGUGACCCAACGUGCUCGAACGGCAGGACCAGACUGGGUUGAGGAGCAGGGAUGCAAGCCACUUGAGGACCACAACUGCUGUAAAUGUCGGCGGUGUGCGUUGCACCACCGCACCAAUCUUGCAGGCGAAAAUGGUGGGAUGGAGAUCAAUCGCCUAUUCCUUGUAAAAUUGCACACUGCUAGACAGAAAGCCGGACAUUUCUCUACUUCCACCUUGAUGAUGAUCGAGCGUCAAACGGGGUGAGGACACUAAUUGCAGCACCGAUGGAAUGAGUGGAGUCGGCAGCAACCAUUGGCCCAAACCAGCGUUUCAUCACGGACGGGCCACAUUAAAGUUGACACAAAGAC